UGGAGGUUGUGUGUUGAGGGAUGUGAUAUCCGCCCUCCUCAAACAUACCAGAACAUAGUGAAUAAACUCAGUUUAACGUUUCCCAACAAUCAUCUUUUGUAAUGAACACACUAUUAGCUUGACAUCCCGCUGCUUCAUGGUCUCGUCACUGUCAGUGUUAGUUUGGUCUGGAGAUUUCCUUGUGAAUGGGUUGAAUUUGUGAGAUCACAGCCAGAGAGUAUUUCUCCAUUGAUUUGUGCAUUGGGACUGUUUGCAGAUCUCCAUUGUCAAAGGUGGUACACACACUUGCUUUAUAUUAAAACGUUGUGCCCGUACAAAAAGUAAAGACAGCAGCACUUAAAAUGCCUCUUGGAUUGGGACGCAGAAAAAAAGCAUCUCCUCUCGUGGAGAAUGAGGAGGCAGAACCAAUCCGGGCUGGACUAAAUGUCCCAGGGCUGGAUGGACUAGAUGGACGUGGGGUAGGACUGGGUGAAGGAGCUGCUAGAGAGGGUCUACCGCCUCCACCCACCAGCCUGCGACCCCGUCUGAUCUUCCACACCCAGCUGGCUCACGGCAGCCCCACGGGUCGCAUUGAAGGUUUCAGCAAUGUGCGUGAACUGUAUUCAAAGAUAGGAGAGGCCUUUGGGAUUCCUCCAUCAGAGGUAAUGUUUUGCACACUUAACACUCAUAAAGUGGACAUGGACAAACUUUUGGGUGGCCAGAUUGGAUUGGAGGACUUUAUAUUUGCUCAUGUGAAGGGCCAGAGGAAAGAGGUGGAAGUCUUUAAAGGAGAGGAUGCACUAGGGCUCACCGUCACUGACAAUGGCGCUGGCUAUGCCUUCAUUAAGAGAAUAAGAGAAGGCAGCCUUAUUUAUCAGAUCCAGGUAAUCGGUGUGGGCGACAUGAUUGAGUCAAUCAACGGGCAGAUACUCAUUGGCUGUCGCCAUUAUGAGGUAGCCAAAAUGCUGAAGGAAUUGCCCAAAGGGAAAACCUUUGUCCUGAAGCUGGUGGAACCUAUGAAGGCUUUUGACAUGAUCAGUCAGCGUUCGGGGAGCAAGUCAGGCUCUGCUCAGUUAGGAACGGGUAGAGGAACUCUGCGCCUGAGAUCAAAAGGACCAGCCACCGUAGAGGAACUGCCCUCAGCGUUUGAGGAAAAAGCCAUUGAAAAAGUCGAUGACCUUUUAGAGAGCUACAUGGGCAUUAGAGACAGUGAACUCGCUGCUACGAUGGUGGAGCUCGGAAAGGACAAAAAGAACCCAGAUGAGUUUGCCAAAGCUUUGGAUGAGACUCUGGGUGACUUUGCAUUUCCAGAUGAAUUUGUGUUUGAUGUGUGGGGUGCCAUAGGCGAUGCAAAGGUUGGUCGCGUGUAAUUCUUGAAGUGGCCAUUCUAGGAAACACUCCUUUUAAGAACACUAUAUAAUUUGUUUUCAGAUUGUUAAUUUAUGGGAGCAUUCUCUGGGAUGCUUUUAAGAAUGCUGGAGCUACUUCUCUUUAGGACUCUAGUUUAACAUUUGCUGUCAUAUUUUAGCUGGAGACACGAUCAAGACACUAUAUUGAAUGCAUUUAAAAAAACAUGUAUUCAGAUUAGAGUUGAAGUUGAGCCUUUUUUAAAUGAAAUGUCUUUCUAGUAGGAUAUUAAAUAUUAAGACAAUGACACUUUUGAAUACAUUUAAUUAUUAACAUGAUUAUUCAGUUUUUUACUGUGACUUUCACUUUGCACUGUGUUGCCCAACGCUGUAUAAAUUGUAUGGUAUGGCACAGCUCGCAGAACACACACAGAGGCGAUGCUGGUCUGCGCUGUUGUGUCCUCCACUGUGUGGACCUGCCCUGUCCCAUGCCAGAGUUACAGACCUACAGAGUUAUCAACAACACUAUAUAAUGAUUCCCUAAAGCAUGUGUUGUCUAAUAAUGUAUUCAAAGGAUUCAAAGUGGUUUUAAAGUUGUCGCAAUGAAUUGAAAAUUGAAUGGGACAGUUUUCAAGUGACCUCUGGUGCUUUACAUUCCCAAUUCUGUGACUUUCAGAUUGAAAUUGCUCUUAUUUUAAAAGAGUAAAAGAAAUGGGGAAAGGAAACAUAAAACAUCAGUUUUGCUUUUUGGAGUGUGGUGAACUAACGCUGAAUGCCAAACAUAAGGAUCUUUUUUUCCAAUCAAGUUAGUAUUCAGGUAUCAAAGUAUUACAAACAGUAUUUCAUCUGUUACAGUAUUUAUCAGUAAUGAUUGAGAUAACAUGAAGGGCUUACAAGUAGGGCUGGGUGAUGUACUAGCUAUAAAAGAUAUAUAACUUGAUAUUUUACAAACUUUCAGACGAUUUGUUGAAUAUCAAUAUGUUUAAAAGUUUUUUAAUCAGUGGAACAAAACAACAAUUGUAACCAAAUAGAUUCAAAAUGUUUAUUAUUAGAAUUACAACAGCAAAAAUCUAGUUUGAGUUCUGAUCAAGUGGAAGACUGACAUUGAAUAAUUUUCAUUUAUUUUACACACCAAUAUAAAAACAAUACAUGGUAAUAUUUACCUGUGUAUAUAUUUCUACUAACACGCGUAGACUUCCAUAAACAUUUUUGAGUGAUGAAAUUAUUAUAAUUUUUUCAAUCAUAUUUAUUUUUAUUGGUUCAUAGAAAGAAACAGUUUAAACUCAGAAAUGAAUUCUUUCAGAACUUGUCAGCUCUAAUGCUACGGAUGUUCUAAUCAGAAACACUGAUAAAACAUCUGUAUUGACACUUGAAAACUAGCGAGUUGUGAGUCAAUGGGGGCUCACAGAUCGCACUUAAUGACUCACUUUUUAGGAACUAAUGGCCACAUAAAGAGCACAUAAGUGUUAAAUAUAUAAUUUAUUAGCAAAAUGAUAGUAAAGAUAUUCAAAAUUUCAUCCAGCCCUAUUUACAAGUGAAUAGUAAGUGGUGUGCAUAUAGUGUUCAUGUAUUUUGUGUUUUACACUACAGCCAGUAAGCAUCCCCAAUGCAAAUAUGACCAAACAUGCACUGAACACAUGAUGUUUAUAAAGUUAGUGGAACUGAUGAUAUAUGAUUCCUAUUUUUCAGAGUAACACUAUAGUUAAGUAUUCCACAUAGUAAAACUUUUUUUCCACAUAGUAAAAUUUUUUUAUUUUUGUUUUGCAAAGUUUUAUUUUCUUCUGGAUUAAAUAAAUGAAUGUUUAAAGGACCAGAGGGGAAAAAAACAUUCAAAUGUUUUGAUGUUACAUUCUACAUACUGUAAAGCUAUCAGUGUAGUUUGAAUAUAGCUCUCUUAUGGUAGAUUUCUUUUGACACUUUUAUUAUUUGAUGCUUUUUGAACAUAUUAAGAUAAACAUUGCAGUUUUUAAGACUUAAUAGUUUACACUGAUGAUGUAAUGGUUUUGAUGGUUUCAAGUUACACCGUCUCAGACUACCUUCAAAUGCAAUAAUCAUAAACAUCAUUACAAGUCUAUUAUAGCUGUUUUUAUAAUGGGCAGAAAUGUUAUUGCACAUAAUUGUUAUUUGUCAACCAUAUUAAAAUAAACAAAAG
Molecule: messenger RNA, 3477 nt
Organism: Xyrauchen texanus (razorback sucker)
Lineage: Eukaryota; Metazoa; Chordata; Actinopteri; Cypriniformes; Catostomidae
Product: PDZ domain-containing protein GIPC1-like
Exons: 7
Coding region: 342-1349 (335 amino acids)
Molecular function (GO): protein binding
Source: RefSeq, a predicted model, not a curated record